Messenger RNA from Phytophthora infestans T30-4, 993 nucleotides. RefSeq lists its product as uncharacterized. NCBI's taxonomy places the organism in Eukaryota, Oomycota, Peronosporomycetes, Peronosporales, Peronosporaceae. The transcript is spliced from 3 exons. The record is from RefSeq and is a predicted model, not a curated record. The coding region runs from base 1 to 993 and encodes 330 amino acids.
AUGACAUCGAAUAUGAUGACGCAUACGCUUCCGCCAAAAGAAGACGCUGUCGAAGUGUCUUGGGAAAAGGGACAGAGAGUAGAAGCUAAAUUACGUGGGCAUGCAGAUUACGUGAAAUGUAUCGUGUUUCGUGCGCAUGACGAUGGUAGUUGCGACUUGGAAGCAGAAAAUGGUGAGCUGCUCAAGCGCAUACCGGGCGAUAACCUUCGAAAGCGUGCUAGCUCGCCGGUGAAAAAGCCAAUUCUCAUGAGCGACGAUGAACCGAUCCGUCCAAAGCGACCCUUGGUAAAAAGAGCAAGUGAACUUUCCGCGAGUGACGAUUCCUCUGCGCAACCCAACGUAAGAUUUAAGCAAGGACAGACAAUUGAAGCUAAGCGCAAUGGUAAGGAUUGCUACACUCCCGGUGUAGUCGCUCGAUGCCGGCUCAAUGGUUCCUACGACAUUGACUUCGACGAUGGUGAAAAGGUAUUUGCAAUACCUGCGGUUAACGUGCGCACGCUUGAUUCAGCACCAAGAUUCAAGAAAGAGACUACAUCAAAUACAAGAAUUAAAUCAAAAACAACUUUUAAGAUAGGCCAGCCUAUAGAGGCUCAGUACAAGGGCAAGAGCAAAUUCUACCCGGGCGUGAUCUCGCGCUGCCGUCUGAACGGCACGUACGACAUCGACUACGACGACGGCGAGAAGGAAACGGGCGUGGCGGCCGAGCUGAUCCGGCUGCUGGGCAAGAAGGGCGGCGGCGACAGCGACGACGACCCGAAGCAGAAGAAGUUCCGGGAGGGCGACAAGGUGGAGGCUCAGUACAAGGGCAAGAGCAAAUUCUACCCGGGCGUGAUCUCGCGCUGCCGUCUGAACGGCACGUACGACAUCGACUACGACGACGGCGAGAAGGAAACGGGCGUGGCGGCCGAGCUGAUCCGGCUGCUGGGCAAGAAGGGCGGCGGCGACAGCGACGACGACCCGAAGCAGAAGAAAGCAAAUUCUACCCGGGCGUGA